Messenger RNA from Octopus sinensis (East Asian common octopus), 1017 nucleotides. RefSeq lists its product as uncharacterized. NCBI's taxonomy places the organism in Eukaryota, Metazoa, Mollusca, Cephalopoda, Octopoda, Octopodidae. The record is from RefSeq and is a predicted model, not a curated record. The transcript has a single exon. The coding region runs from base 1 to 1017 and encodes 338 amino acids.
AUGGGCCUCCUCAACUACCAAGGGGCAUCGUCAACUACCAAGGGGCCUCGUCAACUACCAAGGGGCCUCGUCAACUACCAAGGGGCCUCCUCAACUACCAAGGGGCAUCGUCAACUACCAAGGGGCCUCCUCAACUACCAACAACAGGGCCUCCUCAACUACCAAGGGGCCUCCUCAACUACCAAGGGGCUUCGUCAACUACCAAGGGGCCUCGUCAACUACCAAGGGGCCUCGUCAACUACCAAGGGGCCUUGUCAACUACCAGCAACAGGGCCUCGUCAACUACCAAGGGUCCUCCUCAACUACCAAGGGCAUCGUCAACUACCAACAACAGGGCCUCGUCAACUACCAAGGGUCCUCCUCAACUACCAAGGGGCAUCGUCAACUACCAACAACAGGGCCUCGUCAACUACCAAGGGCCCUCGUCAACUACCAAGGGCCCUCCUCAACUACCAAGGGCCCUCCUCAACUACCAAGGGCCCUCCUCAACUACCAAGGGCCCUCCUCAACUACCAAGGGGCCUCGUCAACUACCAACAACAGGGCCUCGUCAAUUACCAAUGGGCCUCCUCAACUACCAAGGGGCCUCGUCAACUACCAAGGGCCCUCGUCAACUACCAAGGGCCCUCGUCAACUACCAAGGGGCCUCGUCAACUACCAACAACAGGGCCUCGUCAAUUACCAAGGGGCCUCCUCAACUGCCAAGGGGCCUCCUCAACUACCAAGGGUCAUCGUCAACUACCAACAGCAGGGCCUCAACUACCAACUACAGGGCCUCGCCAACUACCAAGGGGCCUCCUCAACUACCAAGGGGCCUCCUCAACUACCAAGGGGCAUCGUCAACUACCAAGGGCCUCGUCAACUACCAACAGCAGGGUCUCAACUACCAACAACAGGGCCUCCUCAACUACCAAGGGGCCUCCUCAACUACCAAGGGGCAUCGUCAACAACUAACAACUACCAAGAACAUAGGACAUCGGGUUGCUGUGGUGCUAUGUGUGGUGUGUGGGAUAAUUAA